UUGUAAAUCAAGUGUAUUUCGUUUGUAAAUCCUGUCACUGACUGCGCUAGGUCAGAGUUUAUCUUUUUUACUGUAUUAACUGUAUAUUGGAAGGGAAAAGAAACUCUGACCUAGCACGGCCAAUUCAGUAAUAGAAAACGGACCCUUAUUUGAAAUCUGUUUGUUUAUAUCAGUGCUAUUUGUCUGUGCGCUCUGGCUAGGCGUGUGUUAAACUUUCACUUAUUUCAAAAUUGUACAUUUGCGUGUUUAUUUUGAAUUGUUAUACGUCGAUAUGAGAAAACAUAUGGAUCUUUUACAUUAGCUUGAUGUUACUUCCAACGAGACGAGAAAGGGAUAUUUCAAAUAAGUCAUUCUUUUAGAAUAAUCAAUCAUGAAACAGGAUACCGCAUAUAUGAAAUUGCCUCUGGAGGAGCGCUGUGCGCACAAGUCCUGGCGAGCACGCUUACAUGGAUAUGAGGAGUGCGUGAAGACGUUCCAGUGCAUCGAUGACGAGAAGUCCCCAGAGUGGAACAAGUACAUUGGCUUCAUCAAGAAGUUCAUGGCAGAUUGUAAUGCAGCCGCGCAGGAGAAGGGUCUGGAAGCGACCCUGGCUUUUGUGGAGAAUGCCGCGAUCGCCAGCAAGAUAGUCAUCGAGGUGAUGAACGGCAUCGUGUCCAAAUGCAUCGCCGCGCCUAAAGCCAAGACGAAGGAACUGGCUGUGCAAAUUACGCUGAUGUAUAUCGAGAUCAAGAAGCACGAGGCGGUGCAGGAGGAGCUGUUGAAGGGCACCGAGGCAAAGAAUCCGAAAAUCGUUUCGGCGUGCAUUGCCACUUUGACGCUGGCGCUCAAGAAGUUUGGACCUAAAGUGAUCAAUUUGAAGCCACUGAUGAAGAAGAUGGCAAGCUUUCUAGAAGACAGGGACAAGAGAGUGCGAGAGCAGGGCAAAGCUAUGGUGGUGGAGAUGUAUCGAUGGGUGGGCGAUCGCCUGAAGCAGCAGUUGAACACAUUGAAACCGGUGCAUAUCACGCAGCUUGAGGCAGAGUUUAGCAAUCUCGCCGAUGAGGAGGUGGUGCCUACGCGCUAUUUACGCUCGCAGAAUCCGAAGAAUAUGGUCAACAAUGGCGAUUCAGAAUUCUCGGAUAUAGAUCCGUAUGAUCUAUUGUCGCCUGUAGACAUUCUGUCAAAGCUGCCGAAGGACUUUUAUGAAAAAGUUGAGGCGAAGAAGUGGCAGGAACGGAAGAAGGCGCUGGAAAUGCUGGAAACGCUCGUCAAGAAUCCAAAACUGGAGAACGGCGACUAUGAUGACGUGGUAAGGGCCUUGAAAAAAAUUAUUUCAAAGGAUACUAAUGUGCUGGUGGUCACGCUCGCGGGGAAGUGUCUGGCUGGUCUGGCCGCGGGUCUGAAGAAACGAUUUCAGCUUUCUGGCUAUAUCUGUUUACCUAUCAUCCUGGAGAAGUUCCGCGAGAAGAAGCAAUCAGUGGUGCAG
Molecule: messenger RNA, 1465 nt
Organism: Temnothorax curvispinosus
Lineage: Eukaryota; Metazoa; Arthropoda; Insecta; Hymenoptera; Formicidae
Product: protein mini spindles-like
Exons: 2
Biological process (GO): mitotic spindle organization; microtubule polymerization; establishment or maintenance of microtubule cytoskeleton polarity
Cellular component (GO): centrosome; microtubule plus-end; kinetochore
Molecular function (GO): microtubule plus-end binding; microtubule plus end polymerase activity
Source: RefSeq, a predicted model, not a curated record